This is a messenger RNA of Pyricularia oryzae 70-15, 1373 nucleotides long. RefSeq lists its product as uncharacterized. Lineage: Eukaryota; Fungi; Ascomycota; Sordariomycetes; Magnaporthales; Pyriculariaceae. The transcript has 3 exons. Bases 111 to 1340 code for a protein of 409 amino acids. The record is from RefSeq and is a predicted model, not a curated record.
CCACCGUCUUCCGGUCCAUGGUACUCGUUCCUCGACGGGGUCUCUUGGGUGGCGGACCGAACUUGACGUGAUCGCCCAAGCAAGAAGCCGAUUCCGACGUCGAAAAGAAAAUGGCUUCUCUAUACUCGUUCCUCGCCACACAUGUAUCCGUCCGGCAGACGACGGGGGGUCAACCCGGCGCAGGUCCCCCCGGCGGACCACCCGGUGGCGGAAUCGACCCGUCCCUACUACCGCACGACGACCGCGGCGGGCUGGUGCUCGCUGUGAUAUGGACCUUCAUACCGCUGUCUGGCAUCUUCCUAGGCCUCCGUCUGUACUGCCGCCAGUGGAAGAGGCUCCAGGUCUUCUGGGAUGACAUCUUCCUGAUCGCCGCGUGGCUCCUGCUCCUUGUCGACGCCUCGCUCACCACAUACGUCGUGAAACUGGGAUACGGCAAGCACGCCUGGGAUGUGCCCUUCGAGAACGUCGACGCUCAGGCUCUGAUCGGACUCAUCUGCACCACGCUGGCCAUCACCUCGGCGGCUUGGAGCAAGACGUCCUUUGCCUUGACGCUGCUGAGGAUCGCGGGCAAGCGCGUCAAGAUCGUGAUUUAUUUCCUCAUCUUCAGCAUGAACACCUUGAUGGGCGUCGGCGCCUUGCUCAUGUGGGUCAACUGCAAGCCGUUGAGAAAGGCUUGGCAGCCGAUGAUAGAGGGCUAUUGCUGGGAUAGACAGCUCGAUGUGAUAUUCGGCAUAUUCAGCGGCAGUUAUUCUGGCAUCUCAGAUCUGGCUCUGGCCCUCCUGCCAUGGACCAUCAUCCUCAAGCUGCAAAUGAAGACAAGAGAAAAGUUUGGCAUCGCAUUGGCCAUGAGCAUGGGAGUAUUUGCCGCCAUUUGCGCAUUCAUCAAGUGCUCCUUCCUUCCCAGAAUGGCCUCCCACGACUUUACAUACGACGGAGUACCCCUGGUCAUCUGGGGCACUGUCGAGGUCGCCAUCACCGUGAUAGCAGCAUCGAUCCCGGUGCUCCGGGUGCUGUUCCGCGACAUUGCCUCUUCGCGGGGCUACUUCCAGAACGGGAAGGGCACCGGCGAACAAAAGUCGGCCGGCCGCCAGGCAAACGCAUCAUUGCACCAGAACCGGUCGAGGGCGGGAAUCCUCAACAAGGCCCAGCCGCCGCAGUUUGGGUCGAGCGCGCAUUGCACGGUCGAACGACCCAUGGAGGACUCGAGCAGUACGGCGGGGCUGGAGAACUCAAAGUCCAUCCCGACAAGGAGGGACUUUGACGUCGACUCCGAGUCCUUUGAGAUGAGCAGCAUACAUGAUGAGGUGCAAGAUAAGAAGCAUCGUGCGAUGGUUGUGUAACAAAAAAAAAUUAUGACUAUUUAUGGCCAUCUU